AUGAAUGAUUGCGAUUCUCCCACUUCCUAUCACCAAGCAGUCUUCCGACGACUCUGUUUCGGACGCUCCUGGGUGACCCAUCCUCCUCAGCCGGGAGACCACAAGUUGUCUGUCCUUGUUAUCAACGACGUGGGGUCGUCAUCACUGUCAAACCAGCACGGUGGCCCGGCGAACGAUUCGGAGCUCCAUGAUAAUGACUUUGGUUCUAACCGCAUUGAAGAAGGCACUCGAGUAGUCACAUCUCAGCACUAUCCCUAUAGAAAUCCCACGUCUGUCUGCAGCGAUACAAGCCUCAGUUCAACCAACCUUUCGGACAAACCCAGCGACGGUCCUGAACUGCAAUUACCCCCCUGUGACAGGAACUGCCAGCUCUCCCUCCAAUUCCAGAAUGGAGGGGUUCCGUUGUCAAGUUCCUUACGCAAGACAUGGGAAUGCACUCGUAGCGAGAACGAGCUCGUGAGAUCGUCCAAGGUCGGCGCCGAUCUGUCGGGACUCGAUUACGUUUAUGGCUCGCUCCAGGCGACGGAACCGCAGCUGCCCCCUGUUGUCCUCAAAAACUCGGCCACUCCGCUGUUUGAGAACGACUUCAUUAAGGUUGCCCGUUCCAACAUUGCAGGAUUGGGCGUCUUUGCUGCCAAGACGUUGAAGUACGGACAGUCAAUCCUGAGGGAAAGGCCCCUUUUCGAAGCCGACGAGUCUUGCUUGUUCCAGAAUUUUGGCAAAUUGGACCCGCAGGCCAGGAAGGUUGCUUUAAGCCUCUAUGCGAACGAGCUCGUCAAGCCGGGCACGCCCAAGAUUCAGGCCGUGUGGGCAACAAACUGUUUCACCGUAGGCGGACGACAGGCAGGCUUAUUCCCCAUCGCUGCCCGGUUCAACCAUGCUUGCUUCCCAGCUCAGAACGUCGACUUUCAAUUCGAUCCAAUGCUGCGAUGCCUCGUCCUUACCGUCUGCGUGCCGGAGAUUGAGGCUGGCCAGGAGCUUCGAAUUAAUUACGGAAAGGAUCGUACGCCCAGGGAGCUGUACAUCACCUACGGCUUCCGCUGCCAAUGUGGUAGCUGUCCGGGUUUUGACGAGAGGGACAUGUCAAGAUUGACAACCAUCUGGUGA
Messenger RNA from Drechmeria coniospora, 1107 nucleotides. RefSeq names its product SET domain protein. The record is from RefSeq and is a predicted model, not a curated record. The transcript has 3 exons. Bases 1 to 1107 code for a protein of 368 amino acids. Gene Ontology annotation, molecular function: protein binding. Lineage: Eukaryota; Fungi; Ascomycota; Sordariomycetes; Hypocreales; Ophiocordycipitaceae.